Messenger RNA from Helobdella robusta, 771 nucleotides. RefSeq lists its product as hypothetical. Lineage: Eukaryota; Metazoa; Annelida; Clitellata; Rhynchobdellida; Glossiphoniidae. Gene Ontology annotation, cellular component: oligosaccharyltransferase complex. The record is from RefSeq and is a predicted model, not a curated record. The coding region runs from base 1 to 771 and encodes 256 amino acids. The transcript has 8 exons.
AUGUCGGCACGCGUCGCGUUUUCGUUUUUCAUUUUCAUUUUAUUCGCUCCGAUUGAGUCAAAUAAAACGGACAGAAGAAUCGAAGAGUUGAAACAGCUGUCGGCCAGGAAUGGCGCCAUUUUGUUGGACUAUUUCACUUUCAAAAAUUACGUCACCAAGAGCAAAAACUACACAGUCAUCAUGCUGUUGGUCGCUGUCAGACCCGAACGGAGAUGUUUCACUUGUGGGAAAGUUCUGGAGGAUUUUCUGGUACUGACAAACUCCUGGAAGAUGUCACCAGAUUUUAACACUGAUUUAUUUUUUGCCUAUGCAGAUUAUGAUUCAAAAGGGGAAAGAAUAUUUGAAUAUUUGAAAGCAAACUCAGUACCGGAUAUGCUGGUAUAUAGUAAGGAAAGGCUGACACCAAUAAAAGUUUCUCUGAGAAGCGAUACAAACCCCGAAAGACUUGCGAAACUUUUGAGAUCCUACGUGCCUUAUCACAUAAGAAUCUACAGGCCUUGGAACUAUCUAAACGUGGCUAUAAUGGUGGCUUUUUCUCUGAUAAUUUCAAAACUUCUGAUCAAAUACAGGAGUACACUUUACGAUUUCGUCUCAUUCGCAUCACCUUCGAUGUGUGCCUGUUUUGUCAUGCUGAUGUUAUCUGGCCACAUGUGGAAUCAUAUGAAUGCUCGAUCCUUUGUACAUGGAGAGGGCAGUGAUAUGAAAUUUAUCCAUCCGGGAAGAAGAGAGCAAGUUGUAGCUGAAACACCGAUCGUGUUUCUUAUCUGUUAG